Sporothrix schenckii 1099-18 is the source of this 249-nucleotide messenger RNA. RefSeq lists its product as uncharacterized. The transcript has a single exon. The coding region runs from base 1 to 249 and encodes 82 amino acids. Lineage: Eukaryota; Fungi; Ascomycota; Sordariomycetes; Ophiostomatales; Ophiostomataceae. The record is from RefSeq and is a predicted model, not a curated record.
AUGAAAUGGGCAGAGAAGGACCUGAUAGGCAAGCGCGGCCAUCAAGUAACAACGGCAGGAAGCAUGGGUAUCACCUUUGAACCACGCAAUAACUGUAACAACCUUCUGGAAGGUGCAAUGGAAGAUGUGGAUACGAAGAGUCGAGCGGGCCUGUCUCUCUAUUUGCUCGUUCUUGCCUGGCAGCAGGAUUGGGAAAGAGCAGCUGCCAGAGCGUGCCUUCUUCUGGCAAACACCUCACGCGAAGCUUAG